Molecule: messenger RNA, 999 nt
Organism: Aspergillus terreus NIH2624
Lineage: Eukaryota; Fungi; Ascomycota; Eurotiomycetes; Eurotiales; Aspergillaceae
Product: NAD(P)-dependent alcohol dehydrogenase
Exons: 1
Coding region: 1-999 (332 amino acids)
Biological process (GO): alcohol metabolic process
Molecular function (GO): alcohol dehydrogenase (NADP+) activity
Source: RefSeq, a predicted model, not a curated record
AUGGGUUACGAUUUUACCGUCUUCAAAGGCUCCAGCGAUGGAUCCAUAAAGCAGGGGAAAACCCACCGUGACGCUCUCAAAGGCGACGAGGUGCUCGUCCGCGUCACCCAUUCCGGGCUCUGCUAUACAGAUGUGCAUUAUCGAAACACAGACAUGGCCUUGGGCCACGAGGGUGCAGCCGUUGUCGAAGAAACCGGCCCCGAGGUGAAGGAGCUCAAGAAGGGCGAUAGAGUCGGCUGGGGCUACGAACACGACUGCUGCGGUCGAUGCUCCCAUUGCCUGACGGGCUGGGAAACAAUGUGUCCCGAGCGCAAGAUGUACGCCGGCGCCGAUCUGGACCAGGGGUCCUUCGCGACUCACGCCAUCUGGCGAGAAGCCUUCCUCUUCAAGAUCCCCGACAGUCUCAGCAGCGAAGACGCGGCGCCCCUGAUGUGCGGCGGCGCGACGGUGUGGAACGCCAUGCAUGUUACCGAUGUGCGGGGGACAUCGCGGGUCGGAAUCGUCGGCAUCGGUGGCUUGGGGCACCUCGCCAUCCAGUUCGCGGCAAAGAUGGGCUGCCAGGUGGUGGUGUUCUCGGGGACCAACAGCAAGAAGGAGGAGGCCAUGAAGCUCGGCGCCCAUGAAUUCUACGCUACGAAGGGGGUAAAGGAGCUGAAGAUUGGGAAGAAGCUCACCCAUCUCAUCGUGACGACCAGUGCUCAGCCCGACUGGGACAUGUAUGUCAACGUCCUGGACGCUGGGGCGAUGAUUUCGCCGCUGUCCGUGUCGGGCGAUGAGUUCAAGUUCCCGUACAUGGGGAUGUUGCUCAACGGACUGUCCAUCAAGGGCUCGAUUGUUGCGGCGCGGCAGGUUCAUCGCGACAUGUUGGAAUUCGCGGCCUUCCACGGCAUCAAGCCGAUGAAAAUGACUUUCCCGAUGACGGUGGACGGUAUUCACGAUGCUUUCAAGACCUUGGAGGAUGGCAAGAUGAGAUAUCGCGGAAUCCUUAUCCCGAAAUAG